Messenger RNA from Malurus melanocephalus (red-backed fairy wren), 5521 nucleotides. RefSeq names its product protein tyrosine phosphatase receptor type U (gene PTPRU). Gene Ontology annotation, biological process: protein dephosphorylation. The record is from RefSeq and is a predicted model, not a curated record. The transcript has 30 exons. The annotation marks the transcript as partial. Gene Ontology annotation, molecular function: protein binding; protein tyrosine phosphatase activity. Lineage: Eukaryota; Metazoa; Chordata; Aves; Passeriformes; Maluridae. Gene Ontology annotation, cellular component: membrane.
GCCCUCGCUCUGCGGGUCUACGCGCUGGACUCCGAGACGCCCGCCGCUGGCUGCACCUUCGAGGAGGACGAUGACCCCAACCAGUGCGAGUACAGCCAGGGCGAGGACGAUGACUUCGACUGGGAGCUCCUCCGCAGUUACUUGGUGCCUCACCUGACGCCUGACCUGCCCCACGGCUCCUACCUGAUGGUGAACUCCUCUCAGCACACCCCGGGCCAGAAAGCUCACCUGCUCUUGCAGGCCCUGAGUGAGAAUGACACGCACUGCCUCCAGUUCAGCUAUUUCAUGUUCAGCCAGGACGGUCACAGCCCCGGCACCCUGAAUGCCUACGUGCGGGUCACCGGGGGCCUGGUGGGCAGCGCCGUGUGGAACGCRUCGGGCUCACACGGCCGCCAGUGGCACCAGGCCGAGCUGGCYGUCAGCCUCUUCUGGCCCAGCGAGUACCAGGUGCUCUUCGAGGCGGUGGUUUCCAGCGAGCGCAGGGGGUACCUGGGCCUGGAUGACAUUUUGCUCCUGAAUUAUCCGUGCUCGAAAGCGCCUCAUUUCUCCCGCCUGGGCGAUGUGGAGGUGAAUGCAGGACAAAAUGCCACUUUCCAGUGCGUGGCCGCUGGCAGGGCCGCCGAGGCUGAACGCUUCCUCAUGCAGAGGCAGAGUGGCAAGAUGGUCCCCGCUGCCUCGGUGAAGCACAUCAGCCACCGGCGCUUCCUGGCCACGUUCCAGCUGGACACGGUGUCCAAGGCAGAGCAGGACCUGUACCGGUGUGUCACCCAGUCCCCCCGCGGCGCUGGCGUCUCCAACUUCGCCGAGCUGAUUGUCAAAGAGCCCCCCACCCCCAUUGCCCCUCCCCAGCUGCUCCGGGCUGGCUCCACCUACCUCAUCAUCCAGCUCAACACCAACUCCAUCAUCGGCGACGGCCCCAUCGUGCGCAAGGAGAUCGAGUACCGCAUGACCUCGGGGCCCUGGUCCGAGGUGCACGCUGUCAACAUGCAGACCUACAAGCUGUGGCACCUGGACCCCGACACAGAGUACGAGAUCAGCGUCCUGCUCACCCGGCCUGGCGAGGGGGGCACGGGCAAACCRGGGCCGCCCCUCAUCAGCCGCACCAAGUGCGCAGAGCCCAUGAGGGCCCCCAAAGGCCUGGCUUUCUCCGAGAUCCAGUCCAGGCAGCUGACGCUGCAGUGGGAACCGCUGGGCUACAACCUGACCCGCUGCCACACCUACACCGUGUCCCUGUGCUACCGCUACUUCGUGGGCAGCGGCCACAACCAGACCUUCCAGGAGUGUGUGAAGAUGGAGCGCAAYGCCAACCACUACACCAUCAAAAACCUGCUGCCCUACAAGAACAUCCACGUCAAGCUCAUCCUCUCCAACCCCGAGGGGCGCAAGGAGGGCAAGGAGGUGAUAUUCCAGACAGAUGAGGAUGUGCCUGGCGGCAUCGCCUCCGAGUCCCUCACCUUCACCCCGCUGGAGGACAUGAUAUUCCUGAAGUGGGAGGARCCGGUGGAGCCCAAUGGCCUCAUCACACAGUAUGAGAUCAGCUACCAGAGCAUCGAGUCCUCAGACCCAGCAGUGAACGUGCCGGGCCCGCGGCGCACGGUGUCCAAGCUGCGCAACGAGACGUACCAUGUGUUCUCCAACCUGCACCCCGGCACCACCUACCUGUUCUCAGUGCGCGCCCGCACCGGCAAGGGCUUCGGCCAGACRGCGCUCACCGAGAUCACCACCAACAUCUCCGCUCCCACCUUCGACUACGGGGACAUGCCAUCGCCCCUGAGCGAGUCAGAGAGCACCAUCACGGUCCUGCUGCGGCCGGCGCAGGGCAGAGGGGCUCCCAUCAGCACCUACCAGGUGAUCGUGGAGGAGGACCGGCCCAAGAAGCUGAAGCGGGAGCUGGGAGGGCAGGAGUGCUUCCCGGUGCCGCUCACCUUCGACGAYGCCGUGUCCCGCGGCUCCGUGCACUACUUUGGGGCAGAGCUGCCUGCCAGCAGCCUCACCGAGGCCAAGCCCUUCACCGUGGGGGACAACCAGACCUACAGCGGCUACUGGAACCCACCCCUGGAGCCCAAGAAGGCCUAUCUCAUCUACUUCCAAGCCAUGAGCAACCUGAAAGGGGAAACGCGGCUGAACUGUGUCCGGAUCGCUCGCAAAGCUGCCUGCAAAGAGAGCAAGCGUCCCCUGGAGGUGUCCCAGCACUCGGAGGAGAUGGGCCUGAUCCUGGGSAUCUGUGCUGGGGGGCUGAUCGUCCUGAUUAUCCUGCUGGGAGCCAUCAUCAUCGCCAUUCGGAAAGGGAAACCCGUGAACAUGACYAAAGCCACCAUAAACUACCGGCACGAGAAGACACACAUGAUGAACGCCAUCGACAGGAGCUUCACUGACCAGAGCACCCUGCAGGAGGACGAGCGCCUGGGGCUGUCCUUCAUGGACACCCAUGGCUAUGGCAACAGAGGUGACCAGCGCAGCAGUGUGGUCAAYGAGUCCAGCAGCCUCCUGGGGGGCUCCCCCCGGCGCCAGUGCGGCCGCAAGGGCUCCCCGUACCACACGGGGCAGCUGCACCCGGCCGUGCGYGUGGCCGACCUCCUGCAGCACAUCAACCAGAUGAAGACAGCCGAAGGCUAUGGCUUCAAGCAGGAGUAUGAGAGCUUCUUUGAAGGCUGGGAUGCAUCGAAGAAGAAGGAUAAGACCAAAGGGAGACAGGAUCACGUGUCCACAUAUGACCGUCACCGUGUGAAGCUGCACCCGCUGCUGGGUGACCCCAACUCUGACUACAUCAACGCCAACUACAUCGACGGCUACCACAGGUCCAACCACUUCAUAGCCACGCAAGGGCCCAAGCAGGAGAUGGUGUAUGACUUCUGGCGCAUGGUGUGGCAGGAGCACUGCUCCAGCAUCGUGAUGAUCACCAAGCUGGUGGAGGUGGGCCGGGUGAAAUGCUCCAAGUACUGGCCAGAUGACUCUGAGAUGUACGGGGACAUCAAAAUCACGCUGGUGGAGUCGGAGACGUUGGCAGAGUACGCCGUGCGCACCUUCGCCCUCGAGAGGCGGGGUUACUCAGCGCGGCACGAGGUGAAGCAGUUCCACUUCAUGUCGUGGCCYGAGCACGGUGUCCCCUACCACGCCACGGGGCUGCUGGCCUUCAUCCGCCGCGUGAAGGCGUCCACGCCGCCCGACGCCGGCCCCAUCGUCAUUCACUGCAGCGCUGGCACAGGCAGGACUGGCUGUUACAUCGUCCUGGAUGUGAUGCUGGACAUGGCCGAGUGCGAGGGUGUCGUGGACAUCUACAACUGCGUGAAGACCCUGUGYUCCCGGAGGAUCAACAUGAUCCAGACAGAGGAGCAGUACAUCUUCAUCCAUGACGCCAUCCUGGAGGCCUGUCUGUGUGGGGAGACCAGCAUCCCUGCCAGUGAGUUCAAGCCCACCUACAAGGAGAUGGUGAGGAUAGAGCCCCAGAGCAACUCCUCGCAGCUGCGGGAGGAGUUCCAGACCCUGAACUCGGUGACACCACACCUGGAUGUGGAGGAGUGCAGCAUCGCGCUCCUGCCCCGCAACCGCGAGCGCAACCGCAGCAUGGACGUGCUGCCGCCCGACCGAUGCCUUCCCUUCCUCAUCUCCGUGGAUGGAGACAGCAACAACUACAUCAACGCGGCCUUAACUGAUAGCUACACCAAGAGCGCUGCCUUCAUCGUUACCCUGCACCCUCUGCAGAACACCACCACUGACUUCUGGCGGCUGGUGUACGACUAUGGCUGCACCUCCAUCGUCAUGCUCAACCAGCUCAACCAGUCCAACUCUGCCUGGCCCUGCCUGCAGUACUGGCCCGAGCCGGGGCUGCAGCAGUAYGGCCCCAUGGAGGUGGAAUACAUCUCGGGAGUGGCAGAUGAGGACAUCGUGUCCCGGCUCUUCCGAGUCCAGAACAUCACACGGUUGCAGGAGGGGCACCUGAUGGUCCGGCAUUUCCAGUACCUGCGCUGGUCGGCCUAUCGAGACACCCCAGACUCCAAAAAGUCCUUCCUGCACCUCCUGGCRCAGGUGGAGAGGUGGCAGAAGGAAAGCGGUGAUGGCAGGACGGUGGUGCACUGCCUGAACGGAGGUGGCCGSAGCGGCACCUUCUGUGCCUCCACCAUGAUCCUGGAGAUGAUCAAGUGUCACAACAUGGCAGAUGUUUUCUUCGCUGCUAAGACCCUCCGCAACUACAAACCAAAUAUGGUGGAGACCUUGGAGCAGUACCAUUUCUGCUAYGACAUUGCACUGGAAUACCUGGAGUCCCUGGAGAGCAGAUAGCACCUGGCCACGCCAGGGGCUGGUGCAGGGGCCGUGCUGCCACCGGGACAUGGGGAGGGAAACGGCCACGGAGCCACAGGGAAACCCUUYGGAUCCAGGAAACGACAGGACCUGGGGAUGUGUUGGCCACUCUCCAUCUUCAUCCUCCACUCUCCCUCUUUCCUCCCUGCCCUGGCUGUGUCUGAGUGGCCACGUGUGGAUCCCACAGCUCAUCCUGCUCCUUGGAAUCCUGUGCAGGGUGUGACCCUGCGCUGCUGGUGGGGUUCUGAAACAGCUGCAGAGGAGCCAGAGGGGCCGAGGCUGUGUCCCAGCAGGGCAGGAUGGAUCCUGGAGGUGUYGUUCUUUUGUGUGUGGAAUUGAAGCUGCUCCUCGAGGAACCUGGAGGCUGCCGGAGGCUUUCCCUCGGUGUGACUUGCUCUGAGCCGGAGCAAAGACCCCCAGGAGCACUUGAGUUUCUGCCCCUUCACGCCAUGAGUUUGAUCCUGGCUUGUUUUGGUUCUGUGAGUUGUGACCCACURUGUGUCCAGCCCUGGACAGCCAGGGAGGGGGGAGGGCAGGGGUGGGGGGCACUGGCCAUGCAAUGUCCCUUUGCAGGGACCAACCCAAACCCUCCUGGUGCUUCUGCAGAGCUUUUGAGGGGAUGGUUCCCCAGCAUCUCCAUSCCUCCUUCUCCAUCUGAAGCAGUGAAUUCCUCCUGAUGUCCCAAAGGCACCGGUCCUUGGGUUUGUUUUUAACCCUUYCCUUGUGCAUCACUGCAUUUGAAGSAAAAUUCUCAAAAUUUGGGUCCAKGGCAGAUACUUCCUGGAUGCUGCCCCCGGGCAGUUGAUUCUCUUGGCUUUUGCUGGGCCUGGUGGGGCAGGAGGGUUGGUUUGGGGUGGUGUUGGUUGGGGCUGAGCUGUGCCAGGGCCUUGGCCAUGUGCUGGGGCUGGACAGGCAAGGUCCCACACUCCUGUGCCACCAGGGCUGCCCRCUGCAGGUACCUGAUGCUUUUUAGCUCCAUCCUGCUGCAGGUGGGUGUGAAAUGGCACUUUUUCCAUCUGAUGUUAUGGUAAUURACAGGGAUUCUGCUCUCAGCCUGGUUGUAAUAAAGUAAAUAGCCUUGGGMAGGUUCAGCCAGAGGGAUCCAGGUAUGGGUGUUCCAGCACCAUCCCAGACCUUGGCUCUCUCACCUGCUCCCUGAGGAAUUCACAGCCUGACAAGAACUUAUUCCAAGGGCUAUUUGACAUCAUUCCUUCUCUCCAUC